AUGCCACAUUUACGCACGUGUAACGUCCAUUGGCCAAUGAUUAUCUACAGUGAUCUUGACGAUCUUCGUUCAUAUACGUUUGUUCAUCAAUUUAAUUCACCGUUUUGGCUCGAACAUAACUGGAAUAUCGCGAUUGAAAUUGAAUUUCAAAGAGCCUUUUAUCGAAUUAGUCCAAAGAAAAACUUUCACAGAUUAAAUAAUGAAAGUUUGAAUAUUAUUACACAUCCACAUGAAAACCAUAAUUAUCAUUGGAUAAACUCGAUGAUUAGUGUCGAUCAACAAACUACCAACGAUUUGUCUUCAAAAGUUUCUUCCUCUGUUAAAUUAUUAAUAAUCAAUGAACAGAAACUCACGUUGUCUCGAUCGAUAGUCAGCGAUCUAUUUCCUGUUUUAAAUGCGAUACAUAUACGAAGUUUACACCUGAUUUGGUCGAAUUUAUUGAUUAGUGAUUUUGUCGAACUUCUAAAUCAUUUACCAAAUCUGAAUUCGUUGGCAUGGUUUUCUUCACUCAAUGUUGUUUCGAGUUCUUUAUCUACAAACGACGAGGAAAAUCUUCGAUUAUUUUCGAUCAGUAACACUAUUACACAAGUGUCGUUACAAAUCAAUUUUGAACAAAUACAAUUUCUUAUUAGACUUUGCCCUCGGAUGGAAAAACUUGAAGUACAUGGCGUAAAAAAUGAUGAUCUCGGAAAACUCCUACGCUUUAUUUUAAUGGAAACGAGAACAAGUCUUCUUCAUCUUCAUUUACUGUAUCUUACUAUCAUUGACAUCAAUGAUGAAAUAGUUCACAAUUUACAAACAUUGAUCGAUUCCGAAGAUUUACUUUCGGAUUAUACCAUCAAAUAUCGAGGCAAUCAUGUUGCUUUGGAACGGAAAAUUCAAUGA
Messenger RNA from Adineta ricciae, 885 nucleotides. Lineage: Eukaryota; Metazoa; Rotifera; Eurotatoria; Adinetida; Adinetidae. The record is from the annotation of a GenBank genome assembly.